Molecule: messenger RNA, 2590 nt
Organism: Engraulis encrasicolus (European anchovy)
Lineage: Eukaryota; Metazoa; Chordata; Actinopteri; Clupeiformes; Engraulidae
Gene: pigv
Product: phosphatidylinositol glycan anchor biosynthesis, class V
Exons: 3
Coding region: 316-1854 (512 amino acids)
Biological process (GO): GPI anchor biosynthetic process
Cellular component (GO): mannosyltransferase complex; endoplasmic reticulum membrane
Molecular function (GO): GPI mannosyltransferase activity; alpha-1,6-mannosyltransferase activity
Source: RefSeq, a predicted model, not a curated record
UGGACUGGUCAUUGGUUGUGACGAGUUCAGCGGUUUAUCUAUUUAUUCCUGUAAAUUGCAGUGAAGCAUUCAAGUGCAACCCUUGCUUAUGGUGGGCAUAAACGUCAGUCUCGUUACAACGUUUAAAAAUGCUCCGUUGACAUGUACAAGCACUUUGUAAGUUCAGCAGGAAGUACGGCGAACGUGCCUAAUUGGCAAGCGAGUGUUGGCUUUCUAGUGAUGUUUUCAGAGAAAUUGAGACAACGGUUACGUAUGAGUUUCAUGACUGCCAGGUGAAAUUCACACUGAAGUCCCAAUGAGCCUGAAGUGUGGAAAAUGGCAACCGGUGUACGGGCUGUGGUGGGGUUCGCUGUCUUUACCAGACUGGGAUCUCUGGCACUGCAGGCGUUGCUGAAUAGUGCAAUUCCAGACCAUGACGCCGACGCCUUCAGCCCACCCCCAGCAGAGGACCCUCUCCUGCUGGAUCCCGUUGCUGAGGUGCUGUUGGGGGGCCUUGGGCGCUGGGAUGCCCAGCACUUCCUCUUCAUUGCAGAGCGCGGCUACGUGUUUGAACACAACUUUGCAUUCUUUCCCCUCCUACCCAUCGUCUUGCGAUGUGUCGCAGUUGUGCUGCUCUGGCCCCUUGCUGCCUGGCUGUCGCUGCACGGCAGGCUGUUGGUGGCUGUGGCGCUGCUCAACAGUGCACUGUUUGUACUGAGUGCGGCCGCCCUGUACGGUCUCGGCUGCCUGGUCCUCCAGGACCGUCGCCUGAGCCUUCUGUCCGCACUCCUCUACUGCCUGACACCUGCCAACGUCUUCUUCGUGGCAGGCUACUCAGAGAGUCUGUACGCAGCACUCACGUUUGGGGGUCUCUGGCUCCUGGAGAGAGGCUCGACCGCUAAGGCGUGCCUGGUGCUUGGGCUGGCCACGGGUGCCAGAGCCAACGGCCUGGUGAACUCGGGCUUCCUGUUGUACCUGUCCUUGAAGAGGGCUCUGUCUCUGGCCCAACCGCUUUGGAGGUCCUCUUCUAGAGAUGGGUGGAAUUUCAUGCGGUGCAUGUGGAUAGCCUUUCGCUUCAUAGCCACUGCCGUCAUCUGGGUUCUGGUCAUCUGUUUGCCAUUUGCCAUUUUUCAGUUCUACGGGUACACAAAGUUCUGCGAGACUCCCUCCACCCUGGAGCCUGUAUCCCCCGUCCUCCUCUCCCUAGCCCAGGUGAAAGGCUACCGGGUACCAGACCCGGCGUCCCCUGCCCCACCCUGGUGCUCCCGACCCCUGCCUCUCCUCUACUCCUACCUCCAAGAUGUCUACUGGGAUGUGGGCUUCCUGCGCUACUUCCAGCUGAAGCAGAUCCCCAACUUCCUGUUGGCGUCGCCUGUGUCGACUCUGGGGUCUCUGGCUGCCUACCUGUACCUCAGGGCCGACCCAAGGUACUGCCUGCGCCUGGGGCUUGCUGGCAGUGACGCGAGUAAGGAGAGGGAUGAGAAGGCUCCGACUGGGUUCCACAGCAGGAGGGUGUUCGUGUACGUGGUCCAUGCCACCGUGCUGCUGCUCUCCGGGUUCUUCUGUAUGCACGUGCAGGUUUUGACACGCUUUCUUGGAUCGUCAUCACCAGUGAUAUACUGGAUAAGUGCUCACCUCCUUCUGUCCCAUGAACCUUUGCUGGCAGACGAACACACCAAAGGAAAGAAGGAACGGAUGCCUAUUCACCGCCCCCUGUUUGGCAUACCAUGGGGAAGAUUUCACCAAAAUCCCAUCACAGAAUUAUUGACUGCAUGGACAGCAAGUUCAUUUGUGACCAAGUGUAUUUUAAGAUAUUUUAUGUCUUAUUGGGUGAUUGGACUUGCUUUGCACUGUAACUUUUUGCCAUGGACUUGACAUCCCUGCUACUUGACGAUCAAUGUGGUCACUGUAUGCAUUUGAAUUAAUGCUUAAAAUCGGUUGGAUGGGUAUGUUUGUUUUUUUCUAUAUGUAAGUGCCAAUUACAUUACAUUACAUUGCACUUAGCUGACGCCUUCAUUUAUUCAAAGCGACUUACGGUUAUUACUUUCAGGGUAUUGGUUACAGUCCCUGGAGCAAUGUGGGGUUAGGUGCCUUGCUCAAGGGCACUUCAGCCAUGGAUGGAGUUGUCAAGGGGAAUUCGAACCUGCAACCCCUAGAUUGAAAGACCAACUCUCUAACCACUAGGCCACGGCUGCCCAAAAAAAAAACUUUUUUUUUUUUUUUUAGAUUACAAUCCAUUUGUAUGUGUGUAUGCUGCCAUACAAAGGCUGCCAACAUUGAAACUGAGAAAAAAAUGGCCUCUUGAGAGGUAUUGGUAUCAGGUUGGAUAUUGUAGUCACUGCAAUUUGAUGUAGCAAUAUAUCUAAAGGCAGUCACAUUUGGACCAUAACGCUUUAGCACAAUAUAAAAGUGUCAUAAGGACCAUGUUCAGCCUAAACUCAAGUUUUACAAAAUAUUUAGUUAUUGCACUUUGCCUUGUAGGGUUUGGAUCUGUGUCAUACCAAAUUAUGUGCUUGUGUGGGGAAUGAAUGCAGUUUAUGCAUUACUGAGUUGAAGUUGGCUUUUAAAUGAACAUCUUUCAUAUUGUGAACACAACGACAUUUAUUAAAUA